GCCCGCCCCCCCUGCGCCCAGUCCAGCGCCCGCUCGACCGCCGGCCGCUGCCCUGGACCCUGGCGUCCGGCUCCCCCCGGGCCAGGACCCCGCGUCGCGGACCCACGAUGGCCAAGCGCAGCUCGCUGUUCAUCCGCAUCGUGGAGGGGAAGAACCUGCCCGCCAAGGAUAUCACAGGCAGCAGCGACCCCUACUGCAUCGUGAAGGUGGACAACGAGCCCAUCAUAAGGACAGCCACUGUGUGGAAGACCCUGUGCCCCUUCUGGGGCGAGGAGUAUCAGGUGCACCUGCCGCCCACCUUCCACUCGGUGGCCUUCUACGUCAUGGACGAGGAUGCCCUCAGCCGGGACGACGUCAUCGGGAAGGUCUGCCUUACCAGGGACACCCUGGCUACUCACCCUAAGGGUUUCAGUGGAUGGGCCCAUCUGACGGAGGUCGACCCUGAUGAGGAGGUGCAGGGCGAGAUCCACCUGCGGCUGGAAGUGGUGCCGGGGACCCGGGCCUGCCGGCUGCGCUGCUCUGUGCUGGAGGCCAGGGACCUAGCCCCCAAGGACCGGAAUGGUGCAUCUGACCCCUUUGUCCGAGUGCGCUACAACGGCCGGACGCAGGAGACCUCGAUCGUGAAGAAGUCACGCUACCCACGCUGGAACGAGACGUUUGAAUUCGAGCUGGAGGAGGGGGCGGCAGAGGCGCUGUGCGUGGAGGCCUGGGACUGGGACCUUGUCAGCCGCAAUGACUUCCUGGGCAAGGUGGUGUUCAAUGUCCAGAGACUCCAGGCGGCCCAGCAGGAGGAGGGCUGGUUCCAGCUGCAGCCCGACCAGUCCAAGAGUCAGCGGGAAGAGGGCAACCUGGGCUCCUUGCAGCUGGAGGUGCGGCUGCGGGACGAGAUGGUGCUGCCCUCCGGCUGCUACCAGCCCCUGGUGCAGCUGCUCUGCCGUGAGGUGAAGCUGGGCACCCAGAGCCCAGGGCAGCUGAUCCUACUCAUCGAGGAGACGACAAGCACAGAAUGCCGCCAGGACGUGGCCACCACCCUGCUCAAGCUCUUCCUUGGGCAGGGACUGGCCAAAGACUUCCUGGACCUGCUCUUUCAGCUGGAGCUGGGUCGCACCAGUGAGGCCAACACCCUGUUUCGGAGCAAUUCUCUGGCCUCCAAGUCCAUGGAGUCUUUUCUGAAGGUGGCUGGAAUGCGGUAUCUGCACGGCGUCCUGGGCCCCAUCAUUGACAGGGUGUUUGAGGAGAAGAAGUACGUGGAGCUGGACCCCAGCAAGGUGGAGGUCAAGGAUGUAGGGUGCUCCGGGCUGCACCGCCCGCAGACCGAAGCUGAGGUGCUGGAGCAGAGCGCGCAGACGCUGCGCGCCCACUUGGGGGCGCUGUUGAGCUCGCUCAGUCGCUCGGUUCGCGCAUGCCCCGCCGUGGUCCGCGCCACCUUCCGCCAGCUCUUCCGGCGCGUGCGCGAGCGCUUCCCCAGCGCCCAGGACGAGAACGUGCCCUUCAUCGCCGUCACCAGCUUCCUGUGCCUGCGCUUCAUCUCUCCUGCCAUCAUGGCGCCCAAGCUCUUCCACCUGCGGGAGCGGCACGCAGACGCCCGCACCAGCCGCACCCUGCUCCUGCUGGCCAAGGCGGUCCAGAACGUGGGCAACAUGGACACACCAGCUUCCAGGGCUAAGGAGGCUUGGAUGGAACCGCUGCAGCCCACGGUGCGCCAGGGCGUGGCCCAGCUGAAGGACUUCAUCACCAAAUUGGUAGACAUCCAGGAGAAAGAGGAGCUGGACCUGCAGCGGGCCCUGAGCUUGCAGGCGCCGCCAGUGAAGGAGGGGCCACUCUUCAUACACAGGACCAAGGGCAAGGGCCCCCUCAUGUCCUCCUCCUUUAAGAAGCUCCACUUCUCCCUCACCACGGAGGCCCUCAGCUUUGCCAAGACACCCAGCUCCAAGAAAAGCACCCUCAUCAAGCUUGCCCACAUCCGGGCAGCAGAGAAGGUGGAGGAGAAGAGCUUCGGCAGCUCCCAUGUCAUGCAGGUUAUCUACACGGACGACGCGGGCAGGUCCCAGACCGCCUACCUGCAGUGCAAGUGUGUGAAUGAGCUGAACCAGUGGCUGUCUGCACUGCGGAAGGUCAGCAUCAACAACACCGGCCUGCUAGGCUCCUAUCACCCUGGAGUCUUCCGUGGGGACAAGUGGAGCUGCUGCCACCAGAGGGACAAGACAGAUCUGGGUUGCGACAAGACGCGGUCCCGGGUGACCCUUCAGGAGUGGAAUGACCCUCUCGACCAUGACCUGGAGGCUCAGCUCAUCUACCGGCACCUGCUGGGUGUGGAGGCCACACUGCGGGAGAAGCACCGACAGCUGAGUGCGGACCCAGAGGCAGGCCCUGUGCUCCCGGGCCCCGGAGGAGCCCCCGAGGACCCACUGGCCCAGCUGCUCCAGGUACUGCAGGACCUCCGAGAGGCCCAUAGGUCCAGCCCAGCUGGCUCCCCACCCUUGGAGCCCAGCCGCGUCCUGGAGCUGCAGACGUGAGGCCGCCCCACACUCCGCGCUGAGCCCCGCCAGGUGCUGGGAGACCCCCGUGCACUCUCAGCUGUUCACCUCGGUCCCUCUCGUUGGGGUGCA
This is a messenger RNA of Balaenoptera ricei (Rice's whale), 2609 nucleotides long. RefSeq names its product RAS p21 protein activator 4B (gene RASA4B). NCBI's taxonomy places the organism in Eukaryota, Metazoa, Chordata, Mammalia, Artiodactyla, Balaenopteridae. Gene Ontology annotation, biological process: negative regulation of Ras protein signal transduction; intracellular signal transduction; regulation of GTPase activity. Bases 108 to 2516 code for a protein of 802 amino acids. The transcript has 21 exons. The record is from RefSeq and is a predicted model, not a curated record. Gene Ontology annotation, molecular function: phospholipid binding; GTPase activator activity.